Molecule: messenger RNA, 2136 nt
Organism: Didymosphaeria variabile
Lineage: Eukaryota; Fungi; Ascomycota; Dothideomycetes; Pleosporales; Didymosphaeriaceae
Exons: 2
Coding region: 1-2136 (711 amino acids)
Molecular function (GO): phosphatidylinositol binding
Source: RefSeq, a predicted model, not a curated record
AUGUCGAGCCCAUCCCUAACUCCCGCGCAAACGCACGCUCUCUUCGACAUCCUGGUCCACCACCAGCUCUAUUCGGAGAUUGAAGCUUUUAAAUACCCCAAGGCUAUCGAGCAAUAUGGGUUCCCAUUCCGCAAGGCCGAUGGCGUGCAGACGACGUCGCCUUUGCUCCAGAGCAUGCUGAAUAAGUUUGUGCUGCGGCUACCGGGUCUGAAAAGUGUCGCACUGGAUUUCUGGCAAGACAAAGUGCGCGUGCUGGUCAAGAAGCUAGGCGAUGCGGAGCUCUCCGAGAGCUACGACAAGGGAUCUAUAGGCGCAAGAAAGGCGUUGGCGACGGCGAUAAGCAGCUUGCUGGAAUAUGUGGCAAGGGGCAUGCUGGGCGGAUAUCCCGUGGGCAAGCGGAAAGAGGGCAAGAAAGAGUACGAUACAAGCAAGCCGGAAGACGUCUUGCAGGCUUGGGACGAUGGGAUGAGGGAGCUGAUCUACGGUGACCUUCUAGAUGAGUUGUUCGAGACGGUUGCGAAGUCGGACAAGCUGGAGCAGCACUCCAGUUUGGUCCAGGCGGCGCACGAAUUCAUUCUGUUGAACCUUGCAUCAUUUCUCCACCACGUCUUCAUCAUGUCACCCGACGGCCAAUAUCUCCUCCGUCUCCUCGAGAAUAUACACCGACUCAUUCCAUACAUGAUGAUAAGACAGACACUGCGUGUAGGAAAUGCGGCAACAAUGGUCAAUGGCAUGGUCCGGCUAGUCCUCGCGAAGCUCUCGGUGACCGCCGUGACCAAUUGGAUAGGGCUUACCAACAACACAAACGACGGCAUGAACCUGAUGCAGCAAAUCAUGUCCACGGUCAUGGCGUGGGAUACGUCAGAGUUCCAGAAGCGCGCCCAGAAACUCGAAAGCUGCAAAGAUCCGCCUAAGAAGGAAGUCUUCAAGGCAAUAAAGGCAUAUGUCUACUCUUCAAAGGACAAACACGAUGCCGCGCGCAACAUAUCGCUAGAAGAAUCAAAGUCCAUCGUCGGCGUCAUCCUCGAGACUUCAGAUCCACCUAUAGAUCCCGCUUCUCUCAGCGAACAUCAGCACACUGUAGCGAUGGAAUACUACAGCAACUACCUCUCGAUCCGCGACCGUGAAGAGCUCACCAAGAUCCUCUGCAAGCUCCAACCCGACGUCUUGACCUCUGCUAUGAAAGAUCUCGUCGCAGCAUUUGACCCCGUCAUUCGCGCCGUGCACAACGCCGUCGACCUUUCGGGCACAGUCUACGACGCGGAAGUAUUCCUCACCGACCUGGUCAAAGUGUCAAAGCCUAAGAAACCCUCCGGCACAGGCAGCAGGCCGAGCAGUCGCGCAAGCUCGCCUGGCCCGAACGGUCCUGCUAGCAUUAGUGAUACUGCAAAGGACACACACAAUCCUACCGUCGAAGACUACGUCCAACUUUUAAGGAAGCAUAUGCCCUCUUCCCACAGAUUUCUCCACCAGAUCUGCAAGAACGCGCCUGACCUCGCGAACCAGUAUCGCGAGUACGCGCAAUCCGUCCUCGCCGAAUUCCGCGUCGACAACUCGCCCACCGAAGAACCCACCGCCCACGGCGCCGGCAACAUGACUCUUCCCCUCCAAUCGCUCUUCUCCACCCUCUCGACCGAAAAACAGGACCAAUUGAAGAAGCUGCUCGACAAGCACGAGAAGCACCUCCAAUCGCUAAAGAAGACUUCGCAGUCAAGGUUAGAAACAAUAAUGUCCUCACACACCACAGCCUCCCCUUCAAAACCAAAACACAGCCCUGGCAAAGGCACAACCCACGGGCCCGGCAUGUACCUCUCGCGCUGGCACUCCCUCCUCGAUAGCUGCUACAUCACGCCCGCCACGCUGCACGGCCCCGUACGCCGCGGCUGGGAGGUCAAAGGCGAGCUUGACGGGAAGGGGCUUAAGACGUCUACCGUCAUCAACGGUGUCACGCACAGGCGGCUGGGCAGCAGAGACCGGAAUCAAGGGUUGAAUAUGGCGGAUGGGACUGGUGAUGCGGUGGAGAGACGAGAGAGGAAGAGAGAUGGGCUGGAGGAGGAUAGGGUUAGGGAGGUGUGGGGAAGUAUGGAGAUGGGGUGGGUGGGAGUUUGUAAGGGGUUGGAAGUUAUGGGUGAUUGA